Aureobasidium namibiae CBS 147.97 is the source of this 4926-nucleotide messenger RNA. RefSeq lists its product as uncharacterized. Gene Ontology annotation, molecular function: phosphopantetheine binding; medium-chain fatty acid-CoA ligase activity. The transcript is spliced from 2 exons. NCBI's taxonomy places the organism in Eukaryota, Fungi, Ascomycota, Dothideomycetes, Dothideales, Saccotheciaceae. Gene Ontology annotation, biological process: fatty acid metabolic process. The record is from RefSeq and is a predicted model, not a curated record. Bases 1 to 4926 code for a protein of 1641 amino acids.
AUGAACAAUCCCUUUAUCAACAAGACCAACUUACUUGCCUCGAUACCUCUAUCUAACGACACUGCACUCGCUUCUUUACGACUCCUCACUUCAUUACUCGACACACUUCCAGGAUCCUGGCCGACAUUCGAUCUUUCAUGUUGUUUCUCGAGACUGUGGAAUCUUCUACCCGAAGAUGUGAAAUCGGGUAGAGACACACAAUACAACGCCCUUUUGGAUACGUCAUCACAACAAAUUAAGAACACAUAUUCGGAUAUUUGUUCUCUUCUUCCCGAAUCAGAUGCGCCUGCGGUCUACGGUGCUUCAUCCUCGAAGCCUAUCAGCCACAAGAAGUUGCACAAGUUCGUGAAAGACUUCAGUCUGCCCACCAAGCAACCCCAUGGAACCAGAUCAGUGGUUGCCUUGGCUCUACCAAAUGGUCCCGUACUAGGAUUGGCUCUUCUGGCUACUGCAAACUACUACACAGCAGCGCCUGUAACAGUAGCUUCUGGACCGGAACAAUUUGAAAGCGAUGUAACGCAAGCAGGAGCCAGUGUGGUCCUCGUUACCCGACCGGAUGUUCAGAGAUUAGGACUGGAUGGCGCUUGGGUCCGCGAGGCUGGAAUCGAGGUAAUCUUGGUUGAAGCCAACGACGACGCAACUUUCGAUAUGACUUACACCAACGGCACCCCGGUCAUCAGCUCAAAAUCGAAGCCUAACGGAUCUGAUGAUAUCGCACUCGUACUUUUCACAUCAGGAACUUCUGGCAAGAAGAAGGUUGUCCCUUACACUGUUCACACUCUCAUGUCUGGUGUGGGCUUCGUCAUCGAAUCCUGGGGACUGACCAAGGAUGAUAUCUGCAUUAACAUGAUGCCUCUCUUCCACGUUGGUGGUAUCGUCAGAAACUUGUUCGCUCCCAUUAUGGCCGGUGGCUCAACGAUUUGCUGCCCGGCUUUCGAUGCCAACUUGUUCUGGGAUGUUGUUGAGGAUCUGCAACCAACCUGGUAUUACGCAUCUCCUUCAAUGCACUCGGUCAUCUUGGAAGAAGGCCGCAACCGCCCAACAGCACUGGAUAACUGCAACAUGAGACUGAUCUGCAACGCUGCUGGUGGUCUCUUGCCUUCGCUCGCAUGUACGCUACGAGACACAUUCAACUGUAUCGUUCUUCCAAGUUACGGUAUGACAGAGUGUAUGCCUAUUUCAAGUCCUCCCCUCAACUACCAGCUCGACCGAUCUGGCACAUCUGGUGUCAGUGUUGGUCCAGAUAUGGCAAUUUUGGAUGGCAACGACAGCAGACUCCCGAUUCACACAGUCGGCCGCAUUGCUGUGAGAGGCGCACCUGUCUUUGGUGGUUACCUCAAAGACAACGAUGUGCUGGAUACCUCAUGCUUCACAGCCGACGGCUGGUUCGAUACUGGUGAUAUGGGUUAUCUGGAUGCAGAUGGCUACCUGUACGUGACCGGCAGAAGCAAGGAGGUCAUCAACCGAGGUGGUGAACUGAUCUCUCCUUUCGAGAUUGAGGAAGCUGUCGUCACUGCUGCCAAGCGUGAGGGAAACCCUCUGUUUGGUCGCGUCUCCGCUGCUUUGGCAUUCUCGAUGCCUCACGACGUUUUGCAGGAAGUUCCUGGCGUGGUCCUCGUCACCCCUCUCGGUGCUCGCCGUGCCGACAUCAAGACUGUUCAAGAGGCCCUGAAGGACUCCUUGAGCCAAGUCAAGUGGCCCGCCUAUGUUGUGUACAUGGACGAUCUUCCCAAGAACAACAACAAGGUGCUUCGUAUCAAGCUCGCCGAACGCCUGGGUCUGGGUGAGAUCACCGAUGAGACGCCUCUUGCAGACCGUCAUUACGAAGCAGUGUGCCCUCCAGUAAAUACCCCUCUUAGCACUCGUAUCGGCGGUUCAAUCUGUUCCUUCGAUGCAGCAUACGUAUCUCGAAAGCUUUCGACGGUCUUCGGCACAGAAUUUGACAUCGCCGUCAGAAAGGCCUCUCACGAUGGAUAUCCAGAAGCUUUCCUCGCUCCUCGCAAGAAUUCGACCGUCACACCAGUCAUGUCAAGCUACCCCAGUUUUGACUCUCUUCUGCGCGCUGAGCUCGAUGGCUACCUCAUUCCCAGCAAGGUGCACUGUCUCGACGUUCCUCUGCCCAGAGACAGAGAGGGAUCGGUUGACAACGCUCAGCUGGAGACUUUGAUUGAAUCCGAUUCUGACGAACUUGCUGGAGACAUGACCGCGACUGAGGCCAAGAUUGCCGAAGUCUUUGUUCGCAUCCUUUCGUGUGCUGCCUCUGAGCUCACACCUGAGUCAGACUUCUUCGCUCUGGGAGGCGACAGUCUUCGUGCUGGCCGCCUGUUGUCGGAACUUCGUAAAGAGUUCAAGGUCCGCCUGCCCAUCGAUCUGCUCUUCGUUCACAGCGGAAUUGCCGCUCUAGCUAAGAACAUUGAUGACAUGCGUGGUCCCACCGACGAGAAGCAUGCUACUGCUGAAGUCGAGCAGACCUUUGUCAACGUCGGUUGUGAGAAAACAUACAGCUCGACCAACCCCAUUGUCCUGUUCGUCCAGCUUAUUCCCCUCGGCUUAGUCUACCCUAUGAAGCGCGCCUUGACUUGGACAUGCUUCAUGUACAUGCUCAGCGCUACUCGUGACUGGGUUACAGCGACCAGACUCAUCGGACGUCUCUUCAACCUGAUCCUGUCUCUUGGCAUCGCCAAAGCCAUUACUCUCAUCGUCUGCCCAGUCAUCGCUAUCUUACUCAAAUGGAUUAUUAUGGGUACAUACAAGGAGGGUGUUUACCCCAUGUGGGGGCCCUACCACAUGCGCUGGUGGUUCACCGACAAAGUUAUUACUAUCUUGGGAAAAGGUGUCUUCGAUCAAUCCGAGUUCGGCACUAUUCUAUACUAUCGAUUGAUGGGUGCAAAAAUUGGCAAGGGCGUCAAGCUCGCUAAGCGUGCCAUCAUCCGCGAGUUCGAUCUCGUUGUCCUUGAAGAUGGAGCAAACUUGGACGCAUGCAUCUGCAGAGGCUUCGGUGCCGAGCAGAACACCAGCAUGUACCUUGGUCAUGUCCGCGUGGGCAAGGCAGCAUCUGUCGGUCUUGCCUCCAUCGUCGCUCCUGGAACAUCAGUGCCCGACAACGCCUGCAUCGGACCCAACUCUUCGAGCUGGGAGGCCGACGACGCUAGCGAAGAAUUCCGCGACUUGUCUGCCAGCAAGAUUCCUGGCGCCCACUUCCUUCUGUCGUUGUUGAUCACUCCCAUCUCUUUGGUUGUCACUCUUUGCAAGAGUGGUCCUUGGAUUGGCGGUCUAGUCGGUCUCGUUUUGACUCAGCCUGAGCCCAGCGCCGACAGAGUCAAGUCGAUCAUCUUGUGGUUUGCCGUUCCUCAUCGUAUCGGUUGGCAUUUCGCCGCAAAGAUCUUCGGUGCUGGCGCAGCUCCUCUCACGUGGUUCGUUGCUGUUUGGACCAUCAAGAAGAUUUUGGAUUUGACCAUCGGCAAACUUACCCCAGGACCCGCCCAGUCUAGAUCCCAAGCCCAACGUUUCCGUAUGGCCGUGCUCAAGACCAUCGCAUCUCCUGCUGCCUUCCACAAAGUUACUGAGCUGUUUGGUGGCCAUUACGAGGCCACGUCAGUCCUGUAUCGUGCCAUGGGUGCAAAGGUCGGACAACGUGUCUAUUGGCCUGGCACUGGACCCUCGUUCCAGGACUUCGAUCUCCUCGACAUUGGAAGCGACAUCGUCUUUGGUUCUCGAUCCCAUCUUGUAACUUCCGAUGGUACUGGUAGCGACUAUGUUCGCGUUCAGGAUGGCGCCAUGAUUUCUGAUCGUGUGGUACUCCUGCCUGGUGUCACCGUCGGCAAGAAGAGUGUCCUUGGAAGUGGUGCCUUGACUCGCAGGAACAAGUACUACGAGCAGGAAACUGUUUGGGUUGGAAGCAAGGCCGGCGAGGCUGUAUGCCUCAGUGGUAACAAGCGUCCUACCACAGCGGACACUGCCAAUGUACAGCACGGCAUGCCUAGUUUGAACAGCACCACCAACUCCAGCACUGCAACCCUGAGCGAAAAGGAGAAGAACGACAAUGAGAAAGCAAUCCAAGAAGGUGUGCUGAGCAGCAGUUCCUCGAUGACAAUGGUCGAAAAGGAAGAGGCAGCAGCCAAGUCUUCAUCUCCGUUCGGUCGCGCCUUCUACGAAGGCCAGGCCCCUUACCACGUUUUCGGCCCUUGGACCAUCUUCCUCUACUCAACCUUCACCACCAUCUUCACCGCCUUCUACUGGAACAUUUCAUCCAUUGGUGCCCUGCAACUUGUCGCUAAGCUCAUCAAGACCUCGGACCCUGUCCACGAGCCCGACACUCCCUUCCGUCCCGUCCUCAUCUUUGCUCUCUUCGCCGCUUUCAUUGCCGUUCUCCACACUGUCCAAGCCGUUCUCGCUCUUACCAUCGUCGUCGCUGCCAAAUGGAUUCUUCUUGGCAGACGCCAGGUCGGCAACUACGACUGGGACAAGAGCAGCUACUGCCAACGCUGGCAAUUGUUCCUCACCAUUGAGAAGCUCCGUCGCCACUGCUACGGUAACGCUGGUGUCGUCGGUCUCCUCACUGGUUCUCACUACGCCGUCAUGUACUUCCGCGCUCUUGGUGCUACCAUUGGCAAGGACUGCUCUCUUUUCUCAGGUGGUCUGCCUUCGCUGAUGUUCACCGAGCCCGAUCUUCUUACCCUUGGUGACCGCGUUGCUGUUGAUGAUGCAUCCCUGGUUUCGCACAUCAACUCUCGUGGUGUCUUCAAUCUCAAUCCCUUGGUCGUUGCCAAUAUGGGCCAGGACACCAUGUUGCUCGAGCACACUCUCGUCAUGGCUGGUGAUGUCGUUGACGACGGUGUCACUUACCAAGGGUGGCCUGCAGAAGGCUUCGAGGGCCAACGUGCACCUCUUCGCAAUGGCCCAGUCACUCUCGUGGCCGAGGCUUGA